This is a messenger RNA of Drosophila mauritiana, 3929 nucleotides long. RefSeq lists its product as uncharacterized. Lineage: Eukaryota; Metazoa; Arthropoda; Insecta; Diptera; Drosophilidae. The transcript is spliced from 2 exons. Bases 3151 to 3573 code for a protein of 140 amino acids. The record is from RefSeq and is a predicted model, not a curated record.
UAGAGCCACGGCCAAAAAAUCGCGUGCCAAAAAAUAGUAUGGCGUUACGCAUCUUGUUAUUCUAGUGUCUUUGAAUCAAGUGUGUUUGAACUGACGGAAGAUCGAUACUAGCAAUUGAUAAAUGGUCAUGUUAAGACAAGUUGUAAGCUGAUGUAUUAUUGAUCGAUGAAACUGGCAAUCUCGAGGCGAAAAUAGAGGGUUCCUAUUUAUUGUCAAUGUGUGAGGAUGAAUAGAUGAAUUAUGUAUGAACGGUAUUCUGCUUAAAUGAGAGCGAUAGAGCUGUUGCUGAACGUGGUCACUUGCGCUGUAUGGUUAGAGUGAGAAAGUGACAUAAUGAAAAGGAUAUGCCAAAAUGAAGAAGAGAAAAGGCAGCCUGCAGGAAACAGCACAUUUAUCGUUGAGAAACCAAAGCAGACACAAGUGUACUAGUUGAAUGCGCACAGCUGUAUAAUCUAUAAGUGACUCCGAUAUGGACGGACGACGAGGCUCCUGAUAUUAACAACCCGACCCAAUAAAAAAAAAAAAAAAUUAAGAAAAAUAAGACAAAACAACAAAAAGAAAACAACAUGUUCACUAAAAAUACAACAUGUUCUCUAAAGUACACUCUAUUGAAUACUAAUUUAAUUCAUGCAUUACAUAUAAAGUCGAAAACAUAAAAAAAACCUCAUAGGUGGAAGGAAGAACAGCAGGACUACAUGAAUGACAUACAAAUAUUACUACAUCGGUAAACGAGGCAAAGAGGAAACUUCGUAACGGACACACACAUACAGGUUUUCUUUUAAUUUGGAAAUAAUACACAUUCAAGAAUAGUUACUUAUACAUAGUAUCACAAAAUAUAUUACACUAUAGCAUUAAUACGUUUAUAUACAAACGAAAACAAAACAAACCGAACAGCAAAAAUUUUCCCGAUACAAAAAAGAAAAAAAAAAAAAAAUUCCCAAUACACGUAAAUGUUAAGAAAAAAAGCCAACACUUACAAUAUUUAACACAGUGGGGGCGGAUUAGGGCUAAGAAGCGGAUCUAGUCUAUCUGAGAUAAGGGAAGCGACAGGAACAAAAGAGAGAGACAAGUCGGUACAAUCCCAAAACAAUCCCACCAACGCUAUGGAUUCCGGUAACGCCCCAGGGCCACUAAGUCCCACAGUACUUUCUUGGAACUAUCCGUGACCAAAUUAAAGGCAGGGCAGACGAAGCUCUGAAUGUCUGCGAUGUACUCCUUAGUUGGGAUGACAUCAAAGCAAAUCUCAACCGAAUACAGUCUAGCAGGAAAUAGGAUCGAAUUAAUGUCACUCGCCAGAGAAGCAGACCCUAGUAGACACUCCCUCGCGGCCAAACGUGACCAAUACGACAGAUUCUGCUUAAAUACAUUCCUAGCUGGAUUAAAGGACCCUCUUAUGUCAGCCAUUAAGAAUCAAAGGACAAAGAUAAUUGAGAAAGCAUACGAGUUUGGACAGAUUGAAUUAAACUUCUCUAAAAGCCUGAACAAACUCCACGAAAUAUGGAAUCUGGAAUCUCCCAUACGCGAAAGGACAACAAACCAAUAGUGACUACAACAGUCGCUACAUACCACGACAACAGAACUAUAAUAAUGGCAACAACGCUCGUCAUGUACCACGAUAUAAUAACACCAACAAUAAAAUAGCUGCUUUAUACAGAGACAACAAAAUUUUAAAAACAAUAUUAAUAGACGCUUUACACGUCAACAUAAUUCCCAUAACGAUAGUAAUGGUCGACAAUUGGAAUCAGAUGCGUUUGCCGAAAUCCGUAUGAUCUGCAAAAAGGCGUAUUAUAUCGCAAGGUCCAAAGACUAGGUAGAACGAGUUAAUUACCAGUUUUACCCAGAGCUUUCAAAAGGUCAGUAAAUAACCAGGUAACCGUUGGAGAUGUUAAUUGAUAAAAUGGCUCGACCCCUUGAUUUGGUUUCUCCAUGUGAGACCGAAUGUGAAAUAGAUUUGGCAACUGUUAGAGCUCAUGCGACGGAAAAUAUGAAUUCCUUAGCGUCUUACGACAAAUCCAGAUUUGAUAGCAGUAGGGCAGCCGUUGACAAACACCACGUAGAUGACUAUGUGCUAUCGAAAAAUGAAGGAAGACAUCAAAACAAGUUAGAUCCGAAAUUCAGAGGACCCAUUUAGGUAACUGAAGCAUUAGAGUGUGACAGGUAUACGCUAAAGCCGUUGACGAGUAACCGAUCGUUCAAGUAUUGCAAUGAAGAUAUACGGAAAAUGCCGGAUGCAGAAAUGCUUAUUGAGUUUAUCAAGAGAAACAAAAACGGGGACGUGUAAAUUUCAGAAUGGCAGUGUCAAGGCGAAAAUAAUGGGUAUGAGUUUAGUCGCUAUAUACUUCUUCUCCAUGUUCCUUUUGCUUUUAUGCGUGUUCCUAUUUAUUGUCAACGUGUGAGGAUGAAUAGAUGAAUUAUCUAUGAACGGGAUUCUGCUAAAAUGAGAGCGAUAGAGCUGUUGCUGAACGUGACCACUUGCGCUGCUUGGUUACAGUGAGAAAGGAAUGAGAAGGAAAUGCCAAAAUGAAGAAGAGAAAAAGCAGCCUGCAGGAAACUGCACAUUAAUCGUUAAGAAGCCAAAGCAGACGCAAGUGGACUCUUUGAAUGCGCACAGCUGUACAAAUUACAUAGUUUAGAUCAAUAUAAGUGACGCCGAUAUGGACAUACGACGAGGAUCCUGAUAUUAACAACGCGAUAUAUAUAAGUUAGCACAAAAAGAAUUCGCAACAACAAUCUGCGAAGGCUUACACGCGCAUCCGGCCGUGCACCUGCAGUAGCCAAUAAAUGCAAGAUCAGCGUCUGGAGCGCUUCCGUGGGAGCGACGAUGGCAGAGACAAACGUUUACUUUAACUGGCGCCCAACGUUAAAAGGGUCCUGCCCUGUUUACGAUACGCGAAAACGCAAACCCGUAAGAGCACCCCAUAGGCUGCCCCGGUUCGCGAACGAUAAAAACAACAAAAACAAACAAAUACAACGAAUCUGAAAAAGCACCCAAUUGGCUGCCAAGAUCACCGUGGGACGGAUCCUGCACAAAAAGGACUCACUUACAUCGGCCUGAAGGCUAUCGCCGCAGACGACUGGACGGAAGUGUUACGAAGGUACCCCAGUAGCCCCCAGGAGCAAAAAGGAAGAUUACCAAAUAACCGGUUCAGGAUGUAUUUUAUACUUCGCCCUGCCACCUGCAUUAGAAUCAACAACCAACACAUCCCCACAAUUGAUGAAAUCGCACCCGGAGUUAUCUUACUCAACAAAUUCAGCGGCAAGAUCUCAGUCAACGGAACAACGUCAACACUUAAUGGGUCAUUUGUCAUUAGCUUCAGCAAUACCACCAUAGAAAUUGAUGAACAAGCCUUUACGAACAAGUACACCGUACACCAUCAACCCAUGCCGGCAAUCCUCCAAACCGAGAUGACAAUUAAAAACCUAGAAGAGAAACUAUCACUAGAAUUCGUCAAGGAGCUUAACAUCAAUAAUACUAAAACCUUGGAGCUGUUAAAAACAACCUCCCACACAGCCGAUAUACUGAUGGGCUGCGUCCUAAUCACAGGAAUCGUCAUAAUAACGAUCCGCAUCUAGAUUAAGUUUACAAAGGUUACAAAAUUCCAUACCAACCAAACCACCGAUGACAAACCGACUAACGACCGCAAUGAGUGGGGACACUCGAUUUUAAAGGCGGAGGAAUUAGCACCAAAAGAAUUCGCAACAACAAUCUGCGAAGGCUUACACGCGAAUUCGGCCGCCCACCUGCAGUAGCCAAUAAAUGCAAGAUCAUCGUAUGGAGCGCUUCCGUGGGAGCGACAAUGGCAGAGCCAGCAACGGAGUUGGCACUGACGCUAGCAGAAGCAGCGACGGUGCUGGGGGGUAUAAAUACCACCCAAUUUUGUACUUUAAAUUUAGUUCCGAUUUUUGUCAAAAUAAAGACAGACCACCGG